AUGAUCCGUCUAUUUAUUACAAAACCGGCAACUUUCGCUCUAAGUUCACGUGCAACCUUCGCUUCCAAUCGUCUUUUUAGCCGAUUUCCUGCUUGUCGGUCGACUUUCAAGGAGCAGCCAAUUCUCUUUGCUAAAUCAACAAAAGCUUCUAUUUCUAAAGCUUACACGACUCAAAAUGGAGUCAAUUCCCCUCGGAAUGAAACCAAUGCUACGAAAGAACAUCUCCAUAAAAAAAUUGAGGUGAAUUCGACCGAAUCCAAGGCCAUUGACCCCAAAACCAUCCAAACCCAAUCUAGGCCCGUGUUUACUCCUGAGGAAGUCGAAGCUGCUCGACUCGCCAGAUUGGCCAAUCUUGGAUGGCUCGGAAAGUUGCCGGAAAAGUGGAUUCCUUACGCAGAGCUCAUGCGCUUGGAAAAACCAGUGGGAACGUUCCUCCUUCUACUUCCCUCGUUCUGGGCAAUCACAAUGGCUGCGUAUGGAAUAGCUGCGCCCUUGGCCACCACUGCAUAUGCAAUUGCUUUAUUUACCGUAGGCGCGCUUGUCAUGAGAGGAGCAGGAUGUACUAUCAACGAUAUCUGGGACCGCGAUCUAGAUAACAAAGUAGCCCGGACCGUUGAGCGGCCAAUUGCCAGUGGAAGAGUAAGUGUGCCGCAGGCGGUAGCCUUCUUGGGUGCGCAGUGCUUCUUGGGAUUGGGUGUCCUUCUCUCGUUGCCUUGGGAAUGCUUCUAUUUGGGCGCUUUAUCAUUGCCCUUCGUGUUCUUGUAUCCUCUAUUCAAGAGAUUUACCUAUUAUCCACAGGCAAUGAUUUCGGUGACGUUUUCUUGGGGUUGUCUUCUCGGUUUCCCGGCCGUUGGUGCUCCCUUGAACUUGGCUGUAGCUGGACCAUUGUUUUUGGCCAACUUUUUCUGGAGCAUGAUCUACGAUUCUAUUUAUGCUCACCAAGAUAAAAAGUACGAUAUCAAAGCAGGAAUCAAAUCCACAGCCUUGGCCUGGGGCGACAAAACUAAACCUAUUUUGUAUGGAUUGUAUUCUAUGCAAGUCCUUUCCUUUUUAGGCGCCGGUAUCAUGAACUCGAUGGGGCCUUUCUUUUAUUUGGGGGCUGCUGUUGGUUUUACCCGUUGGUUUUCUCAGAUUAAAAAGGUCGAUUUAGAUGAUCCAGCCAGUUGCUGGGCAACAUUCACUGGUAACAUUAAGACUGGGUGGAUAUUUUGGUUUGGAAUCUUGGCUGACUACCUCUUGCAAGCGGCUGGACUUCUUUAA
Australozyma saopauloensis is the source of this 1260-nucleotide messenger RNA. RefSeq names its product 4-hydroxybenzoate octaprenyltransferase. The record is from RefSeq and is a predicted model, not a curated record. The transcript has a single exon. Lineage: Eukaryota; Fungi; Ascomycota; Pichiomycetes; Serinales; Metschnikowiaceae. Gene Ontology annotation, molecular function: 4-hydroxybenzoate polyprenyltransferase activity. Bases 1 to 1260 code for a protein of 419 amino acids. Gene Ontology annotation, cellular component: mitochondrial inner membrane. Gene Ontology annotation, biological process: ubiquinone biosynthetic process.